AUGCCUCCACUAUCUCGAGUCUUGAGCGCACCUAGCGUCCACAGCUGGUGGUCUGACUCAAAUCCAACUGGCGCUAGCCUCAAUCUGCAUGCAGCCGCCAAACCACUUCUCCGAUUUAUGUAUGCAAAUGAGGUGUUCAAGCUUAUGGAGGCCCAUCCCUCCUGGGCUACCGCCCUUACCGACAAUAUUCUGAACAUCUAUCUAAGCUACCUUGGAUCCCCCUAUGUUUCCAGAUCUACCAAAUGUGCCAUACUCCAGCAUUUUACAGGAAGAAUGAUCUCUUUGCCCCAUUGUGCCCAUGACUCCAAGCUCUUGGUGCAGUGGGCUAAUUCUUUCCAGGGUCAUGCAGUGUUUGAGGCUCUUUUGUCACAUCCUCAGACACAAUACCAGGUGCUGAGACCUUCUGGUCAGAUGUACAACUACAUUGUUCUUGAUGAGAAAUUCCAAUUGGGAUAAAGAGCUAGCUGCUCAGAUCUGUCACUCUGAUAUAGGAGCCCAACUUGUAGCAAGAAAUCUCCCAGCUCUACAUUCAAAUAAGGCCAAAGAUUUGGCCUAUUGUCUAGUUAAAAUGCUAUUACUACAAUGGACAUUUCCCCAUAUAUGUCAAAGCAUUUCAUCACAAUAUGAUCAACAACCUACACAAGACUUGUAGUAUGUUGCUCAAUUUAUUUAUUUAUAGUUUGCUAAACACUAUGGUAGUCAUGCUUUUGAAAUAUCUAGU
Mycena indigotica is the source of this 721-nucleotide messenger RNA. RefSeq lists its product as uncharacterized. The record is from RefSeq and is a predicted model, not a curated record. The transcript has 4 exons. Bases 1 to 456 code for a protein of 151 amino acids. NCBI's taxonomy places the organism in Eukaryota, Fungi, Basidiomycota, Agaricomycetes, Agaricales, Mycenaceae.